This is a messenger RNA of Corythoichthys intestinalis (scribbled pipefish), 3984 nucleotides long. It is a transcript of the gene nr1h3, whose product is annotated as nuclear receptor subfamily 1, group H, member 3. NCBI's taxonomy places the organism in Eukaryota, Metazoa, Chordata, Actinopteri, Syngnathiformes, Syngnathidae. The transcript is spliced from 11 exons. Gene Ontology annotation, molecular function: RNA polymerase II cis-regulatory region sequence-specific DNA binding; nuclear receptor activity; zinc ion binding. Gene Ontology annotation, biological process: cell differentiation; lipid metabolic process; positive regulation of transcription by RNA polymerase II. The coding region runs from base 384 to 1766 and encodes 460 amino acids. The record is from RefSeq and is a predicted model, not a curated record.
UUAUUUGGACCAAUUUGGAAAUUUCUUUAUCUGGUCUUAAAUAUGGCAGAUAAACUAUUACUAAUCACAUAACUAUUCGUACUUUGGAAGUGGGAUAUUGUUCAGAAACAGCGAAAACUCGAUCCAAAAUCGAGUUCAAUGAGAAGCAGAGCCUUGUAGGAAGGGACAACUCAUCUUCUCAACUUCUCUUAUCAAGUCAGCAAACUCGGGCCAUAAAUCACAGCGUUGACACCUUCCAGCCUCACCAUUCAAAGAAGUCAUCCAUUGGCACAAUAUCAACAAACUGAGGCAAUGAUGCACUUGCAUGCGCCAGGCGAUCAAUAAAAUAUCAGCUUCAGAAGUAAGAAACAUAGAUUUCGUAAUGACAACGAGCUGUACAGAAGAUGUCAACGCUGACUGGGACUGAUAUCCCAGAUGUUAGUCAUGAUGAGACUAAAGCUUUUGGCGGGGCUACGGAACAGCAAAAGGAUUUCAUGGUGGAGGAGAGCAGUGGCAGCACCACAAUGAAGCAUGAAAGCAUACAAUCUCAUGGUGACCUGUCCCAGCCAGAUGAUUUCUCCAACCUCCCUCAGAAUGGCCCUACUCUCACCAGGAUGAGCAGCCCUUUGCCAGUUGAGCCAAAUGAAACCAAGCCUGAUGUGAGCGACACUGGCACAGAUGGUCACCCGGUGAAGCGAAAGAAGGGUCCUGCCCCCAAGAUGCUGGGAAAUGAGGUGUGCAGUGUAUGUGGUGACAAGGCCUCUGGAUUCCACUACAAUGUGCUAAGCUGUGAGGGCUGCAAGGGCUUUUUCCGACGUAGUGUCAUUAAAAGUGCUCAGUACACUUGCAAGAACAAUGGACGGUGUGAAAUGGACAUGUACAUGCGACGCAAGUGCCAGCAAUGCCGCCUACGCAAGUGUCGUGAGGCAGGCAUGCUAGAGCAGUGUGUGCUUUCUGAAGAACAAAUUCGUCUGAAGAAGAUGAAGAAGCAGCAGGAUGACGAAACGGCUCGCUCGUCCACAGUGCUCACUCCCACUCCUCCACAAGAAGUAGCUUCACUGGAUCCACAGCAGCAGGAAAUGAUUGAGAAGCUGGUGGCUAUGCAGAAGCAAUGCAACAAGAGAUCCUUUCUCGAUCGACCAAAAGUGACACCAUGGCCACAGAAUCAGGAUCUACAGAAUCGAGAAGUGCGUCAGCAGCGUUUCGCCCACUUCACUGAGCUGGCAAUCAUGUCGGUCCAGGAGAUCGUGGAUUUUGCUAAGCAGCUUCCUGGAUUUUUAGAGCUCACAAGAGAGGACCAGAUCGCUCUGUUGAAGACCUCCACCAUAGAAAUUAUGCUGCUAGAGACGUCUCGUCGAUACAACCCUGCCAUUGACAGCAUUACAUUUCUGAAGGAUUUUAGCUACAACAAGGAAGAUUUUGCAAAAGCGGGCCUUCAGUUUGAGUUCAUUAAUCCCAUCUUUGAGUUUUCGAAAGGAAUGAAUGACCUGCAGCUGGAUGAGGCCGAAUACGCUCUGCUUAUUGCCAUCAACAUAUUUUCUGCAGAUCGGCCAAAUGUUCAGGAUCAUGAUCUUGUGGAAAGGCUGCAACAACCAUAUGUUGACGCUCUGCGCUCUUACAUCACAAUAAAGAGACCAAAUGACCACUUGAUGUUUCCACGGAUGCUGAUGAAGCUGGUGAGCCUUCGUACAUUGAGCAGCGUACACUCUGAACAGGUUUUUGCCCUUCGUCUUCAGGACAAGAAGCUUCCCCCGCUGCUUUCUGAAAUCUGGGAUGUCACUGAAUGAUUACAGUCCAAAUGUCACACUCCUUGUUGGAAUGUUGAAUUUUGCGACAGACAUGGCAUGGCACAAGCUUGACCCAGUCUCAUUUGGUCAUGGACUACCAGCAUUGUGCUGUUGUUGGGCUUUUUGUGGGAGCGUCUCAAUGCAAUUAUGCGCUCAGACUCUGAAAUGGUUUGUGUUCAGAUGUUGUUGUUUUUUUCUCCUUAGACCUGUUCUUCCUCAUAUUGGGACUUUGGCAUGACAUUGCCAAAAUGAAAUACCAGCUCAUGGGUUUGAAUUUUUUCCUGAUUCAACAACAGUUAAAAAUGAGUGCAUUUCUAUUAUUUUACAGUCUGAAUGCUCUUGGCCUAUAGCUGCUAUUGCUUCAUGUCAUGAUUCCAGCUGUGCUUUCAAAUUAAUUUAUUCAAUAGUUUUUUCAUAGCUGAAUUAGAAACUUUGUUACGUGUGACUUUCAGCAGCAUUUUAAUUUGACAUUAGAAAAUACUUUUUAAGUAUGGAAAAUGUCUGUGUUCAUUUUAAGAAAGUACAGUUCAUAAAAAGUUGUAGUUGCUCAGGUAAACUAAUGUGAAGUAGAGGCAUCCUUUAUUAGAUCACUGGAAUGCCCAAAGGGAUCCUUUUUAUCAAUACUGAUGCACACAAAUUAUUUAUUUUCUUAAGACAAGUGUGGAUUGCACAUAUAUCCACAAGAUUGUACAGUACAAACUAACCCUUAAUAAUAGCAAUCAUAUAAAGUAAUGGGCGUCUUCUAAGGGAACAAGGGUGUGAAAAAAAGUCAAUAUGUUGGGUGGGUUUUCCUAAAAUUACAUGACAUGAACCUGCUUAAAAAUUACAAAAAAAAGAUACACUAUUCAUAUGGAGUUUAAACACUUUUGAUAUGAGUUAUAUAUUUCCUGAAACAGUACUACAAUACAAUACAUUUAGGACAUAAUUUAAAAUGUUUUCCACAUGAAAAAGCGGUGUAAAAACACAUUGUUUACCCUCGCAGGUAAGAUUGCUUAAAGCAUUAUUAGCCACAUGAAAUGAUAAAAGGAAAACAACUGUAAUGUAGUUCAAUUGUAGAAUUAUUUAAGGUUAACAGAUACCUGUGGUUCAUCUUAUGCAGUAAAAGACUUACAUGCAGUAAAAUAUAAUGAUUAAUUUAAAUUUGUAUUUAUCUGUGGGUUUUACAUGCUUCAGGAAACUGAGCGAGAAAUCUUUUUUUUUGUUUGUUUGUUUUUUGAAGUGUUAGAAUUAAAAUUCUAUUUAGUAAUCUACAUGUGCCUGUAACUGCUGUUCAAUCACAAUUAAGGGCCACCAAUAUUUCCAGAUUGUAUUUUACUCAACAGUUGUUUGGCUUUUUUUUUUUUUUUUUUAAACGACCAAAAUUCCGAGUGAUUUCUAAUGCGUGGAACAUUUGUGUAGUUGAAAAUGUUCAUGUAACAAAAAAAUACUUUCAUUUAUCAUUUUAGGAACACAACUUUGCAACACACAGUAAAGAGAGGCACUGUAUUUCUCAAUUGUUAAAGGUAGGCCUAUUUUGGCUUGGUGUUGACGCCGAUUACCUGAUGCUUUGUGAAUGUCCCCCCCCCCCCCAGAUUGCUUAAAAUGUUUUACUAUUUUUGGCAGACAUUUGUGCUUACCAUUGCUGGGAAGGCACAGAUCUUUUGAAUAUCAAUAAACAUUGGAAUGUUAUGCUUUACUCAGUUUCACCGGCAAGUAAGCAUAGAAAUUACAUGAAAUUUUGGUGGUUCAGUAAAAUGUACAAUGCAUUUCACAUGUGAACUAUAAAAACAGUCUUAAUUUGUGUUUUACUAAGAAUGUGUGUCAAACCUCAACAAAACAAAAGAGCAGUACUACUUGACUAAUGCAACACUUGAAAGUGAAAAUAUUCGAUGUCCCAGGUUAUUUCUAACACGAUAUGUAAAACAAAUCGUAUUGUAUAAUUAAAUGGUUGAUUUAAGCAGUGGAUAAUAGACAUUUACUAAUGUUUUGGGUGUCUAUCAUUUAAAAGAGCCUUCAAGAUAAGUAUGAACUGUACUCCAAACAAAAUUGUACUCACAAAAAUGUCUGUUCGGCCAAAGUACUUACUGCAAAACAAAUAGUGCUUUACAAAAAAAAAAUCUAUUCUGGCUACAGUUCUACUGUCUUUUAGGGGUGUGGGUGGUAAAGAUGAAUAUAUCAUAUUCAUAACAGAAACUUGUGUUUUGUAUGUACAGUAAAUUAAAGCUGUAGUAUGAAUCCA